Salpingoeca rosetta is the source of this 3300-nucleotide messenger RNA. Its product is annotated as mitotic control protein dis3. Lineage: Eukaryota; Choanoflagellata; Craspedida; Salpingoecidae. Gene Ontology annotation, biological process: rRNA catabolic process. The record is from RefSeq and is a predicted model, not a curated record. Bases 31 to 3231 code for a protein of 1066 amino acids. The transcript is spliced from 25 exons. Gene Ontology annotation, cellular component: nuclear exosome (RNase complex); cytoplasmic exosome (RNase complex). Gene Ontology annotation, molecular function: RNA binding; 3'-5'-RNA exonuclease activity; endonuclease activity.
ACUGAAUUCAGGUUUGAGAGAAGAGGCAGCAUGCUGCGAGCCAAGAAGUUUGCUCGGAAGACAAAGUCCGGCCGCGUGCUCACGGUGAGCAGGGAACACUACCUCCGUGAUGACAUCGGCUGCUCCAUCCAAGGAUGUGCGACAUGCACCGUCAACCCAGACACGUUGGAGCCAACAUCAAUCAUCCUGCCAGACACAAACGUCAUCCUGCACCAGCUGGAUGUGCUGGAGCACCAGGCCAUCAAGAACGUGAUCAUCUGCUCCACCGUUUUGGAUGAGGUCAAGCACCGCAGCCUUGCAGCCUACAACCGCGUGCGUGCCAUGCUCUCGGACAAGAAGCGCCACUUCUACGUGUACAGCAACGAACAUUCAAAGCACACGUAUGUGGAGCAGAACAAGGGCGAGUCUCCCAACGACCGCAAUGAUCGCGCCAUUCGCGUGUGCGUCAAGUGGUACAACGACCACAUCAAACAGGUGAUGCCCACUGCCAAGGACGCCAAGGUGAUCCUCCUCACCAAUGACGCCGCAAACCUGAAGCUGGCGACCGCUGACGGUGGCAUCCCCGGUUACACAGUACAUGAGUACGUGCGCCGAUUCGUGGAUGAUCCUGCUGUCAAAGAUCUGCUCGCAUAUCCAAGCGACACCUUCUCAAAGGUGAUGGCGCGCGAGGACGAGCUGAGCGAGCCAUUUGAUGCGUACCUGAACGAGACGGCCAUCCAGCAGGGCAUCAAGGGCGGUGUCUACCUGCAGGGCGUCUUCCAAGCAUCAAGGGAGAAUCCAAACGAGGGCUUUGUGCGCGUACGCGGGCGAGACGACGCUGUGCUUGUGAUUGGGCGGGACAUGAACAGGGCUGUGCAGGGCGAUGUUGUGGCACUCUCCCUUCUUCCAAAGGCAGAGUGGAAGGCCCCGCUCGAUGUUGUGGAGAAGCGCGGUGCGAAUGUGCUAGUGACGAGCACGAAGCUUGAGGACGAAGACGACGACGCUGUUGUGUCUGAGCCCAAACCAACGGGAAAGAUUGUUGGCAUUGUGCGGCGCCGGUGGCGGCCGUACUGCGGUGUGCUUGUGGAUGCAAGGCCAACAGACACGCACGUGCUCUUCUCUGCACAGGAUGAGCGCAUCCCUUAUGUGCGCAUCCAAUCGAGCCAGACUGCCGAGCUGAUUGGACAGCAGAUUGUUGUUGCCAUCGACGCCUGGCCCUCAAAAUCGCGCUACCCAGUGGGCCACUUCGUACGGCGGCUGGGGCCGAUUGGCGACCGGGAAACGGAGACGGAGGUUGUUCUUCUCGAACACGACGUCCCUUACGAGGCCUUUUCCCAGGCCGUGCUCGACUGCCUGCCCUCGGAGACGUGGACGUGUUCUGAUGCCCCAGACUCGUUGGCGAAGCGCCGCGACCUGCGCCACCUCAACAUCUGCUCCGUCGACCCGCCAGGAUGUACGGACAUUGACGAUGCCCUCCACGCGCGCGAGCUCGACAACGGCAACUACGAGAUUGGGGUGCACAUUGCAGAUGUGACGUACUUUGUGCGCCCAGGCAGUGCGCUGGACAAGGAAGCCGCCAAACGCGGCACAACCGUGUACCUUGCAGACCGCAGGAUUGACAUGGUUCCUGGGCUGCUCAGCUCGAACUUGUGCUCUCUUCGUGGCGGCGAGGAGCGGUUUGCCUUCUCCUGUGUUUGGGAGAUCACCAAAGAGGCUGAGAUUGUCUCGACCGAGUUUUUCAAGUCCAUCAUCAAGUCCAAGUCGGCAAUGAUGUAUUCGGAAGCGCAGAUGCGCAUCGAUGACAAGUCGGACAACUCCGAGCUCACACAGAGUCUGCGCGUUCUCAACUCUCUGGCGAAGAAACUGCGCCGUCGCCGCAUCGAACGUGGCGCCCUCAUGCUUGCAUCGACAGAGGUGCGCUUUAGUAUGGACAACGAGACCAACGACCCCGUGGACAUGAAGAUCAAGGAGCAGUACGAGACAAACUCCAUGGUCGAGGAGUUUAUGCUGUUGGCCAAUGUGUCGACCGCUGAGCACAUUUUCCGCCACUUUCCGCAGUGCGCUGUUCUUCGUCGUCACCCGUCCCCGCCACCAGCAAACUUUGAACCCCUCCUCAAGGCGGCGCAUGUUGCUGGUGUUGAGCUGAGCACUGCGAGUUCAAAGGAGCUUGCUGUCUCCCUGGACCGCGCCGCCCCAGAGGGCAAGCCCUACCUCCGCACCCUCCUGCGCAUGCUGGCGACCCGCUGCAUGAUGCAAGCCGUGUAUUUCAGCUCGGGCACUGUUCCCCAGACUGAAUUCAAGCAUUACGGUCUUGCCUCCCCCAUCUACACCCAUUUCACAUCUCCAAUUCGAAGGUAUGCUGAUGUGCUCGUGCAUCGUCUCCUCGCCGCGUCGAUUGGAGCAGACAUCACCUAUCCAGACCUCCUUGACAAGGACAAGGUGUCGAGCGUGUGUGAUGGACUGAACAUUCGCAACCGCAUGGCGCAAUACGCAGCGCGCGCGUCUACCGAGCUCCAGUGCUGCGUCUACUUCAAGGGGCGCCCCACGGCUGCGACUGGCUACGUGACGCGCGUGCGGAAGAAUGCAGUGCAGGUCCUGGUGCCAACGUUUGGCGUGGAGGGCCCCGUGUACUUUGACCCCAUCGAUUCAUCGAAGACGGCGCCAACGCUCAAAUUUGAUGCAGAACAGCUCACGCUGGACGUCACGCCCGCAGAUGGCGGCCAGGCCACGACCUUCAAAGUGUUUGAUGAGGUGCAGGUGCUCAUCCAGGUUGACGAAUCAGACGCCCAGCGACGCAGGAUUGUGCUGAAGUUGAUGAACCCAGCUGUUGCCGGUGUGUCGGUGAGUGCGCCGAAAGACGUCGACGUUGAGCCGGGUCUCGCCGACGAGGGCGCCAUUGUCGAAGACAUCACAGGUGAGCAGCAGCAGCAGCAGCAGCAGCAGCAGCAGGGUGGUGCGGGGCCCGGUGGCGACGCCAUGCAUACUGACGAGGAUGGUGGUGACGAGGAUGAGGAUGAUGGUGCUGUGGCGCAAGAGGACGCAAAGGAUGUGGCGAGGAAGAGUGGCGGUGCGGGCAGCACGCCUGGGUCCGCAAGGAAAGGUGCUGACGCAAAGAAGAAGGGAAAGGCGGCAAAGGCCAAGAAACAGUCGACAACGCCGAAGAAGCAGGACAAGGCUGCAAAGCGCCGUGCGUCCAAGAAGAAGGGGAAGAACUCGACCAAGCGCAGCAAGCGGUCGUACUCGCAGGAGUAGUUGGCCUGCGGUGUGUGUGUGUGUGUGUGUGUGUGUGUGUGUGUGUGUGUGUGUGUGUGUGUGUGUGUG